AUGCUGCUGCUCGAAAACGGCGCCGCUGUCGACAAACCGUCUGUACUGUUCGAUAACCCACUCCAUGCUGCUUCGGCUGGAGGCCAAGAGGAGGUGGUGAGGCUGCUGCUCGGCAAGGGCGCUAACGUCAACACACGGGGUGGAACAUACGGCAACGCGCUUCAAGCGGCUUCGGCUCACGGCCAUGGGAAGGUGGUGGGGCUGCUGCUCGAAAAUGGCGCUGAGGUCAACGCACGGGGUGGAGACUGUGGCAAUGCACUUCAAGCGGCUUCA
Trematosphaeria pertusa is the source of this 273-nucleotide messenger RNA. Its product is annotated as ankyrin. The transcript has a single exon. Gene Ontology annotation, molecular function: protein binding. The annotation marks the transcript as partial. NCBI's taxonomy places the organism in Eukaryota, Fungi, Ascomycota, Dothideomycetes, Pleosporales, Trematosphaeriaceae. The record is from RefSeq and is a predicted model, not a curated record.